This is a messenger RNA of Rhineura floridana, 4849 nucleotides long. RefSeq names its product regulator of G protein signaling 8 (gene RGS8). Lineage: Eukaryota; Metazoa; Chordata; Lepidosauria; Squamata; Rhineuridae. The transcript is spliced from 7 exons. The coding region runs from base 1 to 756 and encodes 251 amino acids. The record is from RefSeq and is a predicted model, not a curated record.
AUGGCCUUCAAAGCCCCUUACAUCUCUGGAAUCAAAAGAAAGGAAGGGAAAGUGAGGCAGAGAGCCUCUCUGACCACACAAUUGGCAAAGACCUCCAGAGCACGAGGACAGGUCAAAGGCAGACCCUUUCUAUGUUCUGAAAAGCUACAAGAAAAGUCAGCUGUUACUUCCAGGAGGCAAGAGAGUUCACAGGCUGGAGGACAAUCGCCCUGCUUUUGCAGAAGGUUCUGCAGUUUUAGAAACAGAGGGAUGAGGACUCGCCUGGGAUGCCUGUCUCACAAAUCAGAUUCGUGCAGCGACUUCACAGCUAUCCUUCCAGACAAACCCAACCGGGCUUUAAAAAGAUUAUCAACAGAAGAAGCAACAAAAUGGGCAGAUUCUUUUGAUGUCCUCCUGUCCCAUAAAUAUGGAGUGGCUGCAUUUCGUGCAUUCCUAAAGACUGAGUUCAGUGAGGAAAACCUGGAAUUCUGGCUGGCUUGUGAAGAGUUCAAAAAGACACGGUCAACUGCUAAGCUGGCUUCCAAGGCCCAAAGGAUUUUUGAAGAAUUUAUUGAUGUGCAAGCACCACGAGAGGUAAACAUAGACUUCCAGACACGAGAGGUGACAAGAAGGAACAUACAAGAACCCUCACCGUCAUGCUUUGAUCAGGCCCAGGGGAAAAUUCACAGCCUUAUGGAAAAAGACUCUUACCCCAGGUUCCUGAGGUCCAAAAUGUAUACAGACCUGCUGUCUCAAACCCAGAGGAGACUCAGCUAGAACAGGGAGAGGGAGUUCCUCUUUAGAUGCCAUGAGCUUCCUGCACCAGCCAAAUCCAUUUCCAUAUGUGAAUUUCCGUUCAUUGGUGUUACAACAGCAGUAGAAUGAGAAGGGGAAUGGAAGAAGCAAGGAAAGAUAGGCUGUAUGUGUGUGUAUGUAAAACAUUUCUCAGCAUGAGUCCAGUGCUCUCUUUGGAUCCUCAUUUGUGUGUAUGGACACACCUAUAUGUUUAACUUUAGCACAUACACACACGCAUGGCAUUGCAACGCUUUGCAGUUGGUGCUCUUUUCAGAAACAUAACAUCUGGUCUACAUUUUAUGUUGAAGCCAGGCUUCCUAAUUCCUUUGCUACACUAGGCUAACCUGUAAAUAAUAAUAUGCGCUGGGCCAGGCAGCCAAAGGAGAUCCAGACCAAGUACCUGCAGGAUCAGGGGCUGGCAUGGUCAAGGAGCUCCAGUAGCAGCUGGCCAGAGGUUCAAGAUACCAGACAGAAAGGACAGCCGAAAUCCCAGUAAUUCAUUAGGCAGGAGGGCAUAGGCAAGCAGGUGGUCGAUGCAGAAAAUCAGAGAGCCAUGAGAGGCAAGGCCAGAACUUAGUGUCAUCCUUGACCUGACCUGGAGGCUUAGGGUGGAGCUAACUGGAGUCUUGAGGGGAUAGUACAACCAGUUUUGUCUUCACUAUACCACCUUUAAUAGCUUAUCACAAGGAGCACCCAGCCUGUAGGUACAGUUCUGGAUUCAAAUCCAAGUUAACCCUGAUGUGAGGUUCUACACCACCUUUUCCCUGUGUAUUCAGACAAUCACCAAGGUAUUGGUGUAGUAAUUUAUUUUAUUUAUUUAAUAAGCUUUUAGAUCGCUUUUCAGGCAGAACUGCCUCCCAAAGUGGUUUACAAUCACAUACCAAUACAUAGCUAUAAUAAAGCCACAAUAAAGCCAUUUAAAAUAUCCAGUUCCAUCAAAAAUUAUAUAGGCCAGUCUGCCUACCACAGAAUAAAAUAACCCAACUAGCUCUAAAAAUCAGUUUCCAGUUAACAGAUCCUAGAUUAGCCCCCAAAGUCCAUGAUAAAAAGCUGAGUCUUAAGGCCUGUUUAAAAUUUAUGAGGGAUGAGGCUUGCCUGAUUUCACUUGGAAUCACAUUCUAUAAUUGGGGAGCCACCAUUGAAAAGGCUCUCUUAAGGUUAAGAACUGUUCUCAACUGGGACAACAGUGUGAUAGUCUGCUGUAGAGAAUUAAAGCUGUGGUAUAAUUUACAGGACUUGGCCUAGCUCUUAGAGUAAAACAAAUCAAGAUAGUCAGCUCCACUUUCCAUGGAUUUGUAUUCAUGUGAACUUGAAGCACUCUCUGCCCCUUAAAAAUGUUCUCCCUUGCCCCUCUGUAUAAAACUAUUUAAAUUACACAAUUAGUGCCAGUCUCAGAUAUUUUCAUAUUUCAAGCAAACUAUGAGCAUGGCUUCUGCCUCCACUUUAUUCCGAACAAAAUGACAUGCAGAGAUGGGAAGUGAAAGUGUGUGUGAGGGGGAGAGAUGUACUCCUUCUGGAAUCUGCUGCCUGAAGUGGCUUCUUCAUGUUGUAAAGUUCAUUGAAGUGGCUUCUUCAUUGUACAGUUGAUUCUUUCCACAGGAACUCUGAAUUCAUUUGUCAUACUGUAGUAUAAAAACAUAAAGGUCCUUCUCCAAGAUGCCAAAAAAACUGAAAGCCCCUUAAUGUACAGGCUGGAUUCCCCCUCCCCUUGAUUAAUACAGCUGGCUCUGUUACUGGACAAAUGGAGCCGUUGUCCAGAGUUCUAAAACUUCUCAGCACCCUCACCAAUUACCUCUGGGGAAGUCGUAAUGGUUAAAUUGUUGUAGAUAUAUUGAUCAAUUUGUACUGUAGGCAUAGCUGUGACAGAGAUGGUAAGAGACAAGAAAGGAAGUGAGGGCCACUCUUCUAUCGCCGUAUACACUGGUGGAUUUCUAUUUCUUGAAAAGCUCCAGAUUUAAGCAUAACCAAGGAAAGUUCAGAUCACCUGCUGCAUUUCCUUACUCUACUCAUAUGUUCUUUUCCUCACCAACCGCACUAUGCAACAUGAAAUCCCACUCACUAAAGUGGGUAAGGAAAAGAGUAUAGGAGGGUAAAGUGGUGCAGGGCUGUGAGUUGGAGAGAAGCUGAACCUGCAAAGCUUCCCUGAAAGAAACAGGAAGCCCAUUCAAGUUCAGAAGAGGCAACCCUGCAAAACAUGUCAGACAAUAAUGAAAAUGAUCAUUUUCCUACUUUCAUGCACCAAUGGAUAAAAGUGGCACUGAACUCCGUCAUGUUAUUUGUCAUCCUCACCACUGACUGUUAUUUAUUAUUCACUGAUUGAUGUUGGUGCUCUGCAAACAUAUAAGGACAUACGGUCCCUCUUCAAAGGGGAGCUGCAUAGGAAAAAAAACUAUUCCAGAUGAAAAUCCAAAUCGUGAAGAGCUGUUUGAGUGUAUGAGCAGAUAGACAGAUAUUAGACAUUAUGCAGCAUACAUCUGAGUAUCUCGUCCAAAUACAGCAGCAUGCCAAUUAUAUGAGUAUAUACAUACAUUGUAUUCUAUUACCUAAGAAACACCACUUAAAAUUGACUUCAUGUAGACAUCUGCUAUUUCAUAAUGCUACUGGGCUCUGCAAUGAACAAAUAUUUCAGGACAAAGGUUCUAAUGGGGGUGGACAUAUAAGAGAGAACAAGGAAACAAGCUUCUGAAUCUAAAAGGGAGCAAGGCUGAAAAUGUAGAUAUAUCAAUGAUAUUGUAGGAUGCUGUGUCCUUCAGGCACAAGGCACAAAAAACCAUCCAGUUACAAGCUGUGAUGUGAUGCUGGAGUGACAGUGGUGGUGAUGGCUUUCUGCAAUAGAGUUUUUGGAUUCAAAAAUAUGUACUAUCCUGGCAUCUCAAAGUCUGCACAGACUCACCUGAUGGUGUCUAUAUACAGCAUACACUGCAUUAAAAUGGCAUCUAGCAUUAGCAAGGACCAAGAGAACAACUUGGAUCAAAAGGCAGAAUAACUUCUGUUUACCAUCAAAAUGCCCACUGUAGCAUUUGCUUUUUCCAGGUUUGUUUGUUUGUUUGAUUUAUAUCCCGCCCUUCCUCCCAGCAGGAGCCCAGGGCGGCAAACAAAAGCACCAAAAACACUUUAAAUCAUCAUAAAAACAGACUUUAAAAUACAUUAAAACAAAACAUCUUUAAAAACAUUUUUUUUAAAAAGCUUCCAAGACAUCUUAAAAAAAAAGUUAAAAACAUAUUGUUUUUUAAAAAAGGUUUAAAAACAUAUUAAAAAGCAAUUCCAGCACAGACGCAGACUGCGAUAAGGUCUCAACUUAAAAGGCUUGUUGAAAAAGGAAAGUCUUCAAAAGGCGCCAAAAAGAUAGCAGAGAUGGCGCCUGCCUAAUAUUUAAAGGGAGAGAGUUCCACAGGGUAGGUGCCGCCACACGAAAGGUCUGUUUUCUGUGUUGUGCAGAACGGACCUCCUGAUAAGAUGGUAUCUGCAGGAGGCCCCCACCUGCAGAGCACAGUGAUCGACUGGGUAUAUAAGGGAUAAGACGGUCUUUCAGGUAUCCUGGUCCCAAGCUGUGUAGGGCUUUGUACGCCAAAACUAGAACCUUGAAGUGGCCCAGUAAGGGGUUAGUGGUGAGUACGAGUUGGGUUAUGAAGCUUUCAGUUCAGCACAGGUGUGCAUUAAACCAGAAGUGUGACUGAUAGCACAAGACAUUUGGUGCCAGCCACAGGCCAAAAAUCCAAACAGCGUUCCUUGUGGUGGCACAAUAUUAAACUAAAUAUUUGAUGAUUUGUUGCCCUUUAGUGGAACUCCAAAUUCUGCUGUCUGAGGUUGGUACCUUGACUAAUGUUAGGCAGGCUGUGUGUGGGAUGGCAGACACAAUGGGAGGGAGCAGAGCAGGAAAAAAUAGGAGACAAAUGUGGACUACAGGGGUUGGAUGUGCACUAGAUGCCUGUCCGACCUACUCAAAACUGCUGUGCAGAUGUGCCCUGAGACGAUAUAGAGGAUUUGCCAAGGCCUGAGCAAUUUCAUUUACUACACAGCAGUUUCAGAUCACUGCUAAGGUGGCUGUAGUACCUCCACAGUUGAACCACAUAUG